This is a messenger RNA of Lecanosticta acicola, 1768 nucleotides long. Lineage: Eukaryota; Fungi; Ascomycota; Dothideomycetes; Mycosphaerellales; Mycosphaerellaceae. The record is from the annotation of a GenBank genome assembly.
AUGAAGCCGCCAACCAUCUACUUCUCCCGCCUCUCCGACUUCCUAACCGGAACCACAACUCCCACCCCCUGGUGGUCCCACAUCUCCAGUCUCCUCUCCGCCUGCAGCACAAUCUACAACGACCCCGUCUUCCGCACACGAUACAAGAAUCUCAACGCAGCCCUGACAUGCUGCCUCUACCUCUCCCUCGCCUACUGCAUCUUCGACAUCUCCCGUCUCUUGCAUCGCGCGUGGCGCGACGCCCCGGCGAGAUCCGCGGAUCGAAAGACGGUGAAAGUCUUUUGGAGGAAAGAGAGGAUUCUGCGCUCGCAAUACAGAGCCCUUGCGCUGUUACUCUUCGCUUUCAGCAUCUUGUGGUUGGUGAAUGUGAUGCGGUAUCAACAUCGCGCGUUGAAAUUAUCGGCAUACCGCGCGAUGGAAACGUUCCAGGAAGCGGAACGUCUGGCGGGGAAGGAGAGCGGUGUUCGAGAUUACCUACCGGACGAAGUCAGCGUGAAGAAGAAAUUGUACGCGUAUGUGUAUGGGAAGAUACCGGAUGCGAUUGUGGACUUCGUUCCCUGGUUGCCAAAGGAUUGGAGUUGGAAUGCCGGUCCGUGGGAUUACUUUCGUCUUCUUGUGGAUGACGAGAGGAGAAAUUGGUGGACGCGGCAAUGGUUCAUGGGUUAUCUCUCUUGGGCGCUGUUCCUGUCGAUUGAAUGUGAGUUGAUGUCUUCUGGCGGAGCGAUUUUGAUGGAACGAAGUGUCUCCUAACGGAUGCAACUCGCAGGCGACAACCGCGACAUCUCCGGCCAUGCGAUCUGCUUCCUGUUUCUAGGGUACUGCCUCAGUCUGUCAGCUCUUCAAGCCGUCUCCUAUGCGCUUUUCUUACUCUGGCCGAGGACCGACCCCAGGGAGAUUUGGGCACCGAGCGUCUCGAGUACAAUUUGGACCACUGGUGUCCACGUGGUGAUGCUCAUCGGGGUAUCCUGGCAAGUCCACAACAUUUCGGCACGAUCUUCGUGGUGGUCCAUCGGAAUGUUCAACUGCAUGCAGCUCUUGCUCAUCUUGGUGCCAUUUUGGCACGUGCGAAACUGGGUAAGUCGAAGAGUGCCUCAACUGCACAACGAGGGAAUGCGGCUGACGGAUCUACAAGCACGGAACGUGGUACUCUUCGUACUCGGUUGCGAAGAAGCAGUUGUCCAAGACCUGGUUUGCCAUGUCCGUCCUGAGCACCCUUCUUUACGCCUAUUCAUCAUAUUUUGCAUUCUUGGAGGCAAAUCCGAGAGGGUGGUUGGGAGAGCACAAUCGAUGGUGGGGCCAGCUUUCGUGGUUCAUCCCUUGGCGCAUUGAGCCAUCUCCCAGCCAACAGGUCGGUAGGGGAGCAAUGGUCGUCACAGGACUUCUGGGAGACCAUCCCUGGAUCAACGCACUUGGUUGGGACGUGCUUGCGUCAGUGAUUGGUCUCCUCAUCUGGUCGGCGUAUGGUUCCGUAAACGUGAGGGCCAUGCUGCAGUGCAGCUUUUGCCCCUGGUUGGAUGACUUCGAGGAAGCCGGAGAGGGUGUCUUGAGCAAGAUCAGCCAUGAAGUGGAGGGCGCUGUUGAGGCUACACAAAGGCACACCGAGAACCUAAAAAGGGCAACACAUCGCAGCAUGAGACGGGUCAGUGAAGUUGCUAGCGAGGUAGGCGAAGAGGUGAAAGAGCUUGCAGAACACGCUCGGCGUAGCUACUUGGACGAGGGAGAUGGUGGUCCGCGGAGGUAUGUGCGCUUCUACAGAAGAGGCUCCUGA